UUUCAACCACACCACCUUCUUCUUCUUCUUCAAUUCAUCUAUGGCGGCUUCUUGUUCAACCUCUUUGUUUCUAGUUUUCUCGUCUCUCUUGAUCUUCUCAUCUCUUCUUUACGUAUCCGAAGCCGAUUACUCCGCACCCAUUACAAAAGGAUUAUCAUGGGAUUACCACCACAAAACAUGUCACAAAGUUGAAAAAAUUGUUCGAAAACAUCUCAAGAAAGUAUUCGACAAGGAUAUCGGUCAAGCAGCGGGCUUGCUUCGACUUCACUUUCACGAUUGUUUUGUCCAGGGAUGUGAUGGUUCGGUAUUGCUUGAUGGGUCUCAUGGUGGUCCGAGUGAACAAACCGCACCACCCAACCAAAGUCUACGAAAAGAGGCGUUCGACAUCAUCGAAGAUCUACGGAAUUUGGUCCAUAGAGAAUGCGGGAGAAUCGUGUCUUGUGCUGAUAUUGUUGCUCUUGCGGCUCGUGAUGCUGUUCAUCUGUCAGGUGGACCGGACUAUGAUGUUCCAUUGGGUAGAAAAGAUGGUCUCUCAUUCGCCACAGAAAACGCCACACUAGCCAACCUUCCAGCACCCACAAGUAAUGCCACCACUAUUCUUUCUGCGCUUGCCGUAAAAAACCUCACCCCAACAGAUGUGGUGGCCCUCUCUGGGGGCCACACUAUCGGGGUGAGCCACUGCUCCUCCUUCGCCUCGCGUCUCUACCCCACCCAAGACCCCACCAUGGAAAAAACCUUUGCCCAUGGGCUCAAAGAGGUUUGUCCCACCAACACCACCGAUGCCACCACUGCCAUGGACAUUUACUCUCCAAUCAAGUUCGACAACAAGUAUUUCGUCGAUUUGAUGAACCGACAAGGGCUUUUUACCUCGGAUCAAGAUUUGUAUACUCAUAAAGUGACUAAACCAAUUGUGGAAAGUUUUGCACAUGAUGAGAAGUUGUUCUUUGAGGCAUUUGUGAAAGCCAUGAUCAAAAUGGGACAAAUGGAAGUGUUGACCGGUGGAAAAGGAGAAAUUCGUGCACAUUGUUCUAUUAGGAACCCUGAUAACAAAGCGUAUUUCUCUUAUUUGGUUGAAGAAGAGGACCAGUCCGAUCUCGAGACAAGGGCCGAAUUGCGUUGAUGCGUUAUAAGCAUAUCGAGAUUGGUUGAUCUAGCUUGUUAUUGCGCACAUUUUCAAUAUAAUAAGGAUUUGGUACGGUUUGGAAAUGUAUCUUUGUAAUAUCUUGUGACAUGUUUAGUUAAUUUUUACUUUGUUUUCUUUUGAAAUAUAGAUUUUAAAUGCAAACUUCAUAUUUUGGUUUC
Molecule: messenger RNA, 1302 nt
Organism: Helianthus annuus (common sunflower)
Lineage: Eukaryota; Viridiplantae; Streptophyta; Magnoliopsida; Asterales; Asteraceae
Product: peroxidase 12
Exons: 3
Coding region: 41-1120 (359 amino acids)
Biological process (GO): response to oxidative stress; hydrogen peroxide catabolic process
Molecular function (GO): peroxidase activity; heme binding
Source: RefSeq, a predicted model, not a curated record